Molecule: messenger RNA, 2384 nt
Organism: Trematosphaeria pertusa
Lineage: Eukaryota; Fungi; Ascomycota; Dothideomycetes; Pleosporales; Trematosphaeriaceae
Product: methionyl-tRNA synthetase
Exons: 7
Coding region: 117-2063 (648 amino acids)
Biological process (GO): methionyl-tRNA aminoacylation
Cellular component (GO): aminoacyl-tRNA synthetase multienzyme complex; cytosol
Molecular function (GO): ATP binding; methionine-tRNA ligase activity
Source: RefSeq, a predicted model, not a curated record
CACGAAACGCGCCAGCUCUUCUCUACAUAAGAACGUGCCAUUGGGGACUGCGUGUGCUCCGUACCCUUUCCCCCUCAAUACCUAGUCAAACGUCGCAGCACAGACAACCGCCAACCAUGCCCGAGCCCGAAAAGAAAAAGCUGCCCAUCGAGGGCGAGAGGAACAUCCUCAUCACCAGCGCGCUCCCGUACGUGAACAACGUCCCGCAUCUCGGCAACAUCGUCGGCUCCGUUCUCUCCGCCGAUGUCUUCGCCCGCUUCUGCCGUGCCCGCGGCUACAACACGCUCUACGUCUGCGGCACCGACGAAUACGGCACCGCGACCGAGACGAAAGCUAUCGAGGAAGGCCUCACGCCGCAACAGCUCUGCGACAAGUACUACGCCCUCCACUCAGAUGUCUAUAAGUGGUUCAACAUCGAAUUCGACCAUUUUGGACGGACGCCCACAAAGCAACAGACGGAGAUUGCGCAGGAUAUCUUUACGAAGCUGCACAAGAACGGGUACUUGGAGGAGCAGACUACCACGCAGCCGUACUGUGAGACGCAUAAGAGCUUUUUAGCGGAUCGAUUUGUCGAGGGGACGUGUCCGCUUUGCGGAUACCAUGAUGCGAGGGGGGACCAGUGCGAUAAGUGUGGGCAUUUGCUCGAUCCGUUGGAGUUGAUCAAUCCGCGGUGUAAGCUGGAUGGAGCGACGCCGGUACCGCGGGAGACAAAGCACGUCUAUCUGUGUCUCGAUAAGCUUCAGCCGCUGCAAGAAGAGUGGUUCAAGAAGAGUAGUGUUGAGGGCGACUGGUCUUCGAAUUGCAUACAGAUCACUGCGAGCUGGCUCAAAGAAGGCCUCAAACCUCGAGGUAUUACGCGAGAUCUGAAAUGGGGAACCGCAGUCCCGCUCGAAGGUUACGAGGAGAAGGUCAUGUAUGUCUGGUUCGAUGCAUGUAUUGGAUACGUUUCGAUUACGGCAACAUACACUCCAGAAUGGGAGAAAUGGUGGCGGAAUCCCGAGCACGUCCAACUUUACCAAUUUAUGGGCAAGGAUAACGUGCCAUUCCAUACGGUGGUGUUUCCUUGCUCCCAGAUAGGCACGAAGGACAAAUGGACGAUGCUGAACACAUUAAGCACCACCGAGUACUUGAAUUACGAGAACGGCAAGUUCUCGAAGUCAAGAGGUAUCGGUGUGUUCGGAAGCAACGCCAAGGAGACAGGCAUCCCUGCGGACGUUUGGCGGUAUUACCUCCUCUCCCACCGACCAGAAACCGGCGACUCGGAAUUCGAAUGGAAGGGCUUCAUCGACGCGAACAACAACGAACUCCUAAAGAAUCUUGGCAACUUUAUUAAUCGAGUCAUCAAGUACGUCAACUCGAAGAUAUACGACUCUGUGGUGCCAGACUAUACAAAAUACCACUCCGAGUACUUCGAUGAGCAUAAGAAGAAGGUCAACGAGUUGCUCAAGCGGUAUAUCGAGGAGCUGGAGGAUGUCAGAAUCAAGGCAGCCUUGAUGACCGCGAUGCAUAUAUCCAGCUUGGGCAACACUUUGCUACAAGAUAACAAGUUGGAUAAUCGGUUAGCGAGUGAGGAGCCGGAUAGGUGUGCGGCCGUGGUAGGGCUGGCAUUGAGCCACAUUCAUCUCCUGGCUUCACUGAUAGAGCCGUACAUGCCCGGCACCACAGACCUCAUUCUCAAGCAGCUCAACGCCUCCUUUCUCAUCAUCCCCGACGUCUGGGAGGCCCGCUCCAUCCCUGUUGGCCACACCAUCGGCAAAGCAACCUACCUCUUCUCCAACAUCAAGCCCGAGAAGGAGCAAGAAUGGCGUGAGCAGUUCGGCGGCGAGGAAGCGCGAAAAGCCAAAGAGGAGAAAGCGGCCAAGGCUGCAGCUAAGAAGGCGGAGAAAGAGCGCAAAAAGGCGAAGAAGGCUGCCGCUAAGGCUGAUGGGCACGUCGUCGGUGGUGAGGUGGGUAAAGGUGUGGAGGCUAGUGAGAAGGGUGGAAAGAACGAAGUUCCGCCGGCGGAGGCGGAAAUUGAUGCGGUUAGGGAGGGGGUGGAGCAGGUCACUCUGCAGACUUCGUAACGGGAUUGGAACGAAGGGGAGGCAUGUCGAUGCUGAGAUCUUCUUGUAGAACUAUGUGCAUUUUCUGAUAGUUCUGGCGCAGAUACGGGGAGACGGAGUGAGGCCGGAUAGGAAAGAGGUGUCGGUACAGUUGGAGUUUGGGGGAUCUGCAAAAUACGGUUUUCGGUUUGCCAGCCAUGAAUAGGGUUACGACGUAGACAUGCAUGUAGAAAUCUCGUUACGAGGCUGUUGCUUGUCCCAUAGAUAUUGCGAAGUAAGCCCAUCCACGGAGCCGCUGCACGUUCCAGCGGAUGGCGUUUCAGACGGGAGUAAGUCGGGAUG